Molecule: messenger RNA, 1489 nt
Organism: Periophthalmus magnuspinnatus
Lineage: Eukaryota; Metazoa; Chordata; Actinopteri; Gobiiformes; Gobiidae
Gene: calhm6
Product: calcium homeostasis modulator family member 6
Exons: 3
Coding region: 31-1014 (327 amino acids)
Molecular function (GO): monoatomic cation channel activity
Source: RefSeq, a predicted model, not a curated record
CAUCUGUCUCUGUCUCAUCUUUGCAGCGAAAUGGACAAAUUUAAAACUAUCCUCAACAUCGCCAACAAGCAGAGCAGCCUCAGCUUUGGCCUGGUGGCUUUACUCACUGCAGGAGGAGAACAGAUUUUCUCAAAUGUGGUUUUCAAAUGCCCUUGUAACCAACUCAACUUCAUGUAUGGCUUGGUGUUUUUGCUUGUUCCUGCUUUGGCGUUGACCAUUCUGGGUUUCAUUAUGUCUGUGAAAACAUGGAAACUGGUAACAGGUUUGUGUCACAAAAGCUGUAAAGUGUGCAGCAACUGGAGCAGAGUUAAGUCUCUGGGAAACGUGCUGUUUCAGAUUAUGACUUUUGCUUUUCUGGCUCCAAGCACCUGGAUUGCAGUGGCUUUUCUGAACGGGACGUUCAUAGAGUGUGCCAUGACAGGGACCAAUGUGACGCUGUUUAAUCAUCACCUGUGUAAAGGGAGCAGGAGGGAGUUGGACUGUCUGAAGGAACUGCAAACCUUCCCCUGUGGAAAUGAUGGAGGAGUACCUGAAGAUGUGAGGAAGGAGGUGCUCCUGACGCUCAAAGCAGAGUCACAGAUUGUGGGUUGGCUGCUGAUUGGGUCGAUCUUCCUCUCUCAUUUGGCGGUCACAUGUCUGGCUCGUUGCUGGUCUCCGGUCGGUUACCACCAGUUAAAGUUCUGGAGGUUUUACACCCAAGAGGAGAACUCUGCCUUAAACUCGUACACAGAAAAACACGCCCGGGAACUGGCCAAUCGGAACGUUGAAAGCUUCUUCACCAGCACCAAACCAGACGAUCUCCACACGCCCUCGAUCCAGGAGUGGAAAAGGGUCUCAUCCCUCUACAUUCAGCGCAGCAGAGCAGGGGGGCAGCACUACAGCCCGCUGCACGGUUUCGUUGAGACUCGGAAAGAGACAGAGGCCGCUCUAAUGAGGGACAUGUCAAUCAAGUCCACACAGUCCGUCCACCCCAUGCCGGCAGCGCUGGGGUUCGAGAGUGAAGGUCAAGUCUGAAAGGGAACAGUCAAAUACCAAUUUUUACCAGUUUUUACCAGUCUGGGUUCAGUCCUGGUUUAAUCCUGGUUUAGUCCAAGGUCCAGAUGGGCGGGGUCAGGAGAGUGAGAGGGAGAGAAGGACACAUGUAUGUACACACGUCUCUGUACACAUAUAUGUACAAAUGUACGUACACACAUACAUGUACACAUGUAUGUGCACAUGUAUGUAGUUCAGACUCAUUUAUCUUUGUUUCACUGGAACCUAGACGGCUGAUAUAUCACUGACUCAAAUUUGAAUAAUUCAGAACCAGAACUAAACCAGAGCUAAACCAGAGCUAAACCAGGACUAAACCAGGACUAAACCAGGACUAAACCAGGACUAAACCAGGGUUCAUUUAUAAAACACUUGCUGUGAAUGUGUAAUGGAUUGCACUGAUUAGCAGGGACUCAUCUGUGUGUCAGGGCAGCUGAGGCAGCUGUUCUACCCUGCGGCC